AUCAAAGAAACACGGAACAUCAACAUGCCGUGCAACUUCAGUGGUGCCGUGCUGACUAGAGUGCUCCCUCCGCUACUGGUCACCGAGUGCAUCCUGGGUCUGUUUGGAAAUGGUUUGGCUCUGUUCAUCUUUUGCUUCCAACUGAGGCCGUGGAAAAGCAGCACUGUGCUGCUCUUCAACCUGGCAGUGACUGACUUCAUGCUCAUCCUGGCUCUCCCCCUCCGCAUCAGCUAUUAUCUCUCAGGGAUCAGAUGGAGGUUCAGUGAAGCAGUCUGCAAAAUUAGCCUCUUCAUGCUGGCCAUGAAUCGCAGCGGGAGCACCUUCUUCUUGAUGGCUAUCGCCUUGGACAGGUACAUGCGUGUGGUGCAUCCUCACCAUCCCAUCAACUCUCUAAGUGUGGGUAAAGCUAUGGUGGGAGCGCUUGGGCUGUGGCUGGUCCCCAUCACAAUGACAGUCCAUGUCUUCUCGCUGCAACACAUCAACACCACCUACUGCGAAAGCUUCAUUGUGGACACAAAGACCAAAGGAAACCUGUCCUGGCAUAAGUUCACGUUUCUCUUCUCUUUCUACAUGCCUCUGCUAGUCAUUCUCUACUGCACCUUCCACAUCAUCAGCCACCUGAGGAGGAGACAGCUGGCCCACCAGGCCAAGUUUAGAAAAGCUCUGUACUUCAUCGUGGUGGUGGUGGUGCUGUUCAUCCUCUGCUUCCUUCCAAGCAACAUUACUGUGCUUGCCAUGUGGAUCAAGAUGUCCCAAGGCUUUAAGUGUGCUGAUAUGGAGGAGCCAACCACAGUUUUCUACAUCACCAUCAGUUUGACUUAUCUCAACAGCGUGCUGGACCCCGUGGUCUACUAUUUCUCCAGCCCGGCUUUUAAGAACAUCUGUAGGAAAACUCUGCAUCUGCCACAGACAGCAACCGGUGAGAGCACAGAAAGAAAAACACGUGAGACAGGUUCUCAUUCACUGAGCCAACUCUGAUCAGAGGAAACAGAUCUGCAGAUUCAGAACUAAAAUCCCAUGAGAAAGGAAUCAUGUAUCCCCAAUUAGCAUCGUGUUUGAGUGAAAAGGCAAAUAAGAUGUGGUUUGUUCCUUCCCUUAUUGCUAUUAGAAAUAUGUUAUUUGCACUUCUCUUAUUUUCUUGCACAGCCAUAUGUCUGCGUGUUUAUAUAUAGCUUUCCAAUAAUGCACUUGUAUUUCUUCUAGCAUUUUAUAGGAAUUUAUUUUAUUCUUUUUUAGUUAGAUUGAGUAGAUAACUUUAUUUGGACUUCGUUUGUCUAACC
Cyprinodon tularosa is the source of this 1280-nucleotide messenger RNA. RefSeq names its product hydroxycarboxylic acid receptor 2-like. Gene Ontology annotation, molecular function: G protein-coupled receptor activity. Gene Ontology annotation, cellular component: membrane. NCBI's taxonomy places the organism in Eukaryota, Metazoa, Chordata, Actinopteri, Cyprinodontiformes, Cyprinodontidae. The transcript has a single exon. The record is from RefSeq and is a predicted model, not a curated record. The coding region runs from base 25 to 978 and encodes 317 amino acids. Gene Ontology annotation, biological process: G protein-coupled receptor signaling pathway.